Stylonychia lemnae is the source of this 1992-nucleotide messenger RNA. Lineage: Eukaryota; Ciliophora; Spirotrichea; Sporadotrichida; Oxytrichidae. The record is from the annotation of a GenBank genome assembly.
AUGCCCAAAUUAGUGUAUUUGCUUCUGUAAACUGCUUUUCCAAUCGCUAUCCUGGUAUUUUUCACUAUCACAACAUUGAUUCUGUAUUCAUUAGCUGCAUUUAAUGACCCUGGCUACGUCAAGACUAAUUUGUUUAAGGUUGAGACAGAGAAUAGGGAGAACAAGAUGCUUGAGAAAAACAUGAAGUUCAAUAAAAAUGAUCUGAAAGGCAAGAAAUAUGAUAGAACUGAAUUUGCUUUUGAAGUUAGUGAAAAUUAAUUGAGAGCAUAGAGUGAUAAAAAUAAUGCUAUUGGAGAUGAGGAUAUUCUUGAUGCCGAUGAACUCUAUGGAAGAGACCUAGAUGAGGGCGAAGACGAGAUCAUUUAGAUUAUUGAUGAAAAUAAAAUAUUCCACUAAUAAAAUUAAAACAUAGAUAAUGAUGAGCUCCUAGAUGAUGAGGAGGACGAUGAAGGUCCACCGAUUGAUAUUGAGAGGGACUUGCAGGAUGAACAUUUCACUUCUCAAGCAGUGGACCUCAACAAGAAGAGGAACACCAAGAAGCUCAUCACAGAUGAUGACUCUAACAUCUCCUAGGUUGCCCGAGACUUCUUCAUGCAGACCCAUGGAGACAGAGGAGCCUCCUUUGAUCUGCUUUAGAAAGAAGCUGAGAUGAGAGAAGAACCAGAUUUGGAUGACGAUAAGGAGAAUAUCAUUAAUGUAGAUAUCGAUAAAAAAUCCUUCAAAACAUUUGAAAAUGGCAAAACCUAAGAUUUUGUUAUCUUUGAUUAAAAUGGUCCAGGAAAGGGAUCUAAGCAUGAUAAUUUUGAAGCAAUUAUAGAUAAGUAUAAUUUGAGACUAACAAGUCAAUACGAGGACAAAAAUUCAAACAAGUAAGAUAAUAGAGUCUUGUAAACUAAGUCGAUUGAUACUAAUGUAAUGAUAAACAAAGAGGAGAUGCAAUUUCAAGAAUCAAUUAAAGUUCAGUAAAUUCAUUACACUAUAGUAAACGGAAUUUUUCAAGAAUUUAAAAAUAUUCUGAGCAAAUCAUAUGCAAAUCAUGAGAACAGUAUUAAUAAAUAGUACUACUUACUAGAAAAAUCAAUCUAAAAUGACUUAAAUGCGAUUAGACUAUCUAUCAAACAUAAUAGAGUAGAAAUUCUAAAGUUUAUUCUUGAUAACUUUCAUCGCAUUGAUCUUGAGAGCAAAGAUUAAGACGGAAAUAACAGUCUACAUCUCGCUUGUUUAACUGGCAAUAUUGAGCUAAUUCAAAUGAUAUUUAAAAUGAGGCCAAAGCUUAGUUUGAUUCCAAAUAAUAAUAUGCUAACUCCAAUUCAUAUUACAGUAAAGUUAAAGAAUCCAUAGGCAAUUCAAAUCUUUGGUUCUAUAAUUAAUGAUAUUUUGACUGUAAAAGAUGAGACCUUCAAAAGAAAUAUGUUUUAAUCAGAAAACCCAUUCGAUUUUGAAGUAUUUUAAUGGAUACUCAAAAGUGGGUUAGCUAAAUUUAUCGAGGAAAACCAUUUGAAAAAUCAAUCAAACGAGGUUAAAAUUCAAAGUUAUUUAAAAUAAUUUGUUUAUAAGGGAUAGUAGAAGCCUCUACAGAAGUAAUAGAUAUCCCUUCUUAAUGAAAUCUUUAACUUUGAAGAUUAAAAGAUAUUGUAAUAAUACAUAAAUAAUGGAGAAGAUUAUCUUUCCAUCAAAAAUUGUUACUAUGAAACAAUAUUCCACUAUGCAGCUAAGCACAACUUGAUAUAGCUUCAAUAGAUUAUUGGCAGAGAUACCUCUAUAUUAGUGAAAGAAUUGGAGAAAUAAAAUUAUAUGGGAGAUACCCCUUUACACAUUGCAGGUAAAAAUGGCUCUAACGAGAUAUUGAAAUAUUAUCUUGAUAAUGUCCCAGCAUCAGUCCAGGAAAUACUGAAUAAUAGAGGCGAAAAUGUCAAUGAUGCUGUUUAAGCAAAUCUUGAACUAAUCAAGAAUAAAUAUCCAGGAUUUAAAUUUUAAAAUUCAAAGGAGUGA